Notechis scutatus (mainland tiger snake) is the source of this 1456-nucleotide messenger RNA. Its product is annotated as transmembrane protein 14C-like. Lineage: Eukaryota; Metazoa; Chordata; Lepidosauria; Squamata; Elapidae. Gene Ontology annotation, cellular component: mitochondrial membrane. Gene Ontology annotation, biological process: regulation of heme biosynthetic process. The record is from RefSeq and is a predicted model, not a curated record.
UUGUAAGAGAUGUGCUGAAAACUCUGGGCAAUACGCCGUUCCGCCAUAGCUUUUGCAUAAAGGAAAAGGAAAAACAAAAACAAAACCCAGCCCGCAACUCCGGGCGUUUACUGAUCGGCCCGUGUCACGUGUGUUGCUCUCCUGCAGUUGAACUCCCGGGUUAGCUCAAGAUUAGAAGGAUCGCUUGACAGCAGCCUUAUUUUUCUUGCUGUGCGGCCCCCUUGUAAAUUGUUCCUGCACCAGAGAGAUGGGAUUGGACUGGAUUGGCUUCGGCUAUGCAGCUUUAGUAGCUUCUGGUGGAAUAAUUGGCUAUGCAAAAGCAGGUAGUGUCCCAUCUUUAGCUGCUGGUCUUCUUUUCGGUGGGAUAGCUGGACUUGGAGCAUACCAACUGUCUCAAGACCCAAAGAACAUUUGGCUUUCUCUGAUUGCUUCUGGAACCUUAGCUGGCAUUAUGGGAAUGAGAUUCUACAACUCAGGGAAAUUAAUGCCUGCAGGAUUGAUUGCUGGGGCAAGUUUGGUGAUGGUUGGAAGACUUGGGCUGAAGAUGUAUGACAAGCCACAUAACGGAUAACAGGGCACUCUCUGUGGCUAAGAAGAAAGAUCACACAUCAGCUCAAAUAUGCCAUGCUAAACUCAGCAAAGCACACAUCCUAAUUCUUAAGUGACCAAAUUAAAAGCAACUGCGUUUGUGAAUAUAGACACUCUUUUUGUACACUAGCAUUUCUUUCUUCAUUCCAGUAGGAACUUUUGAUUAGUAAGGCAACUUUGUCAUAUUCCUCAAAGUGGUAACAAGAGAAGUAGCUAGAAAAAGACAAAGAACUAGGUUGGCUGAGCUAAGAGAGAGAGAGAGAAAAUAGGGUCAGCCAAUAUUGAUUUCUACUCCUGUGUCUUUUAUAAAGAGUUGUGUGAGCAGGGUGCUGGCACUAUUUGCUGGCGUCACAUUAUCUCACCCAACUAAGGGAGCAAAAUCACUUGCAUGAACAUUUCCACUGUUUCCCUUGCCCUUGCCUGCGGUGCUCCGGAUGCUUAGGUCUCUGCAGUUGCCUUAAUCCAGCUUACGGUGACCUGGUGUUGAUCUGAUUUAUAGGAAAUACACCAUUUCAUCAUUCUCAACCAAGAUGGUCAAUUGCUGCGAAUGAAGGGGUUUCAAGAUCCAUAUGCAGGGAAGAUAUCAGGAUGAAGGAACAAUAGAUUGAAUUUUGAGCUCUUGGUUUAUCCCUGAAGAAACAGAGAUCGUCUUCCCCCUGUCUAAAAUGCUCCUAAAAUAAAUUGUGUUUUGUGAAGUGAGUCUCUAUGAAACAUUGUACUCUUGUCUUUUUUCUUAAGCAGUUGUUUAUCAACCGUUUACAAGAAGCGGUUGAAAUGCAAUCUUUAAUCAUGAAUCUGUGCCUUGUUAAAACCACUGAAUUUGUUCUUAUCUAUGAGUUGUUCAUGAUAUUAAAAUCUUCCUAAAUUA